Drosophila subpulchrella is the source of this 576-nucleotide messenger RNA. Its product is annotated as DNA-directed RNA polymerase II subunit RPB1-like. The record is from RefSeq and is a predicted model, not a curated record. NCBI's taxonomy places the organism in Eukaryota, Metazoa, Arthropoda, Insecta, Diptera, Drosophilidae. Bases 1 to 576 code for a protein of 191 amino acids. The transcript has a single exon.
AUGCGCUCCCAAUUCGUCCUCGCCUUUGGCCUAUUGGCCCUUGCUGCGACUGCCUACGGCCAAGGAACAGCUCCAGCCACACCAGCAGCUCCAGCCACUCCAUCAGCUCCAGCCACACCAUCAACUCCGCCGACCUCCCCGUCGACUUCACCAACCGCACCAGCGACUCCGCCAACCACACCGUCGACCUCGCCAACCACACCACCGGCUUCUCCAACCACACCAACCUCGCCCACUACUUCGACCUCGCCCGCCACCCCAAGCACCUCGCCGACGUCACCAGCAACCCCGGCUUCGCCAAGUAGCCCUUCCACGCCGCCCUCUUCGCCCAUUGAUUCCCCCACUCCCAGUGACUCCCCCACUCCCAGUGAUUCCCCCACUUCCGUUGACAGUAACUCCAGCACCGCCCAGGACUUGGCCAGGGCGCAGCGCCAGGUUCGCAGGCUUAGGAAUCAGGUGAAGCAGGCCAGACGUCAGGAGCGCAGAAGUCGCCAGCAGGUUCGACAGAUUAGGCGCCAAUCGGGACGUCGUCAAAGGCGGCAAAACCAGCGUGGAUCCCGUCAGCGCCGGGGUUGA